This is a messenger RNA of Pseudomassariella vexata, 1007 nucleotides long. RefSeq lists its product as uncharacterized. The transcript is spliced from 3 exons. Gene Ontology annotation, molecular function: oxidoreductase activity. The record is from RefSeq and is a predicted model, not a curated record. Lineage: Eukaryota; Fungi; Ascomycota; Sordariomycetes; Amphisphaeriales; Pseudomassariaceae. Bases 66 to 1007 code for a protein of 313 amino acids.
CAUUUAGAUUCACUUCUCAUUCUACUUCAGUUCUACUCACCUCCAACUCGCAGAUUCCCCGGAAAAUGGAGCCAAACAAAGCGACGAGCACCAUCAGGAGAGUUGCCGUAUUCGGCGCCUCGGGCAACUUCGGAACUCCGAUCACAGCAGCUCUGUCCCAAGAUGGCUGCUUCGAUGUGACCAUCAUCACUCGCGUGAAGUCUAGGUCUACUUUUCUGCCGGGUCUGGCCGUCAUCAGGACCGCCUACACGGUAGAGGAUCUUACCAAAGCAUUGGAGGGCCAGGAUGCCGUCGUGUGUGCCGUGGCUCCGUCCGGAGUCGAGCACCAGGUCGCCAUGGUCGAUGCUGCUGAGGCCGCCGGCGUCAAGCGCUUCAUCGUGAACGAUUUUGGCUGGGGACUGAGGACCCAAACACACGGCUUGCCAGAAUUCCGCGAGACCAUCAAGCGGUGCAAUGUUGGCUGGGACUAUGCUGCUAAGCGCGCCGAAGCCAAUCCGUCCUUCACUUGGACGGGCAUCACCACGGGAAAACCCAUUGACUGGGCAUUGAGAAAGUUCCCUGCCAUGGGAUUCGACGUUGUCAAGGGCACUGCCACUAUUUACGAUGCCGGAGAUGAGGUGUUUACGGGCACAAUGCUCGAGGGGAUAGGGCAGAGCGUGGUCGGCGUGCUCCGCCACCCGGACGAGACGGCCAACCGCUUCGUCAAGGCGCGCUCCAUCAACACGUGCCAGAACGAGCUGCUGCAAGCCUUCCAGAAGGUCACGGGCAGGCAGUGGCCAGUGACGCACUCGACGACCGAGGUGAUGAAGAUGGAGGGAGGGGCCAGGUACAAGGCUGGGGCCGGCGGUUGGACGCUGUACAUUGCCGUGGCACAACUGUUGGAUCCAGGCAAGGCCAGGAAUGUGGUGGCGCCGUCGCGGGAGGAGUCAGAUGCCGAUUUGCUUGGGAUUGUAGAGGAGACGCCCGAGUCUAUUGCGGAGAGGGUCUUGAAGAUGCGACUCAAUUGA